Messenger RNA from Racocetra persica, 415 nucleotides. The record is from the annotation of a GenBank genome assembly. Lineage: Eukaryota; Fungi; Glomeromycota; Glomeromycetes; Diversisporales; Gigasporaceae.
UUAUAAAUAUUAUGGUAAGCAUAGUUGUAAAUAUAAUAAAAUAGAUUUAAGUGAACUUUUAAACAAAAUUAAAGCUACAAUUUAUCUUUCUCUUGAUGAAUUGUGGGAUAUUCUAGAAGAAACUGUGGUUUUGGCCACAAUUUUAGAUCCUCGUUUUAAAGGUCUUCGAUUUGUUAAUCAAAAUAAACAUAUCGAUAUUCAAGAAAAACUUAGAAAUAAAUAUCAAGAAUUAAAAGAUAAUCAAGAUAAUAUUUUAUCAGCAACACAAGACAUAAAUAAUGAUACAAAUAUUGAUCUUAUAUUUAAUAAUAUGUGGGCUCCAACUCGAGAAAUAAUUCAGACUGAAAAGAAUGAGAUUUCUCACUAUAUGUAUCUUCUAGAAGCAAAACCAAUCGACAAUCCACUAGUUUGGUAG